Messenger RNA from Rhea pennata, 3923 nucleotides. It is a transcript of the gene VWA5B2, whose product is annotated as von Willebrand factor A domain containing 5B2. The record is from RefSeq and is a predicted model, not a curated record. Lineage: Eukaryota; Metazoa; Chordata; Aves; Rheiformes; Rheidae. The transcript has 21 exons. Bases 1 to 3903 code for a protein of 1300 amino acids.
AUGCCGGGCCUCUACGCGCUGGACACCUGGGCGGCUCUGCCGCUGAAGAGCUCCAGCGUGAAGGCUUGUGCCAACGGGUACUCGCUGGGCAUCACCGCCCACCUCGUGUACACCAACCCCCACGAGGAGCCUGUCGAAGGCGUCUUCGUCUACCCGCUGGAGGAGUCGGAGGUGGUGGCGGCCUUCGAGGCGGCGGCGGCGGCCGGCCGGCGGGUGACUUUCCGGAUGCAGGGCCGGCGGCGGGCGCAGGCGUGCUGCCUGCAGCGCGGCCCCGGCCCCGGGCGGCCCCGGCGCUGCGCCGCCGGCCACCUCGUGCUGGACGAGGCCGCGGAGCGCCGCACCUUCGCCAUCGGCACGGGCGCCCUGGGCCCGGCGGAGAGCCUGGCCGUGACCCUGAGCACGGCGCGGGAGCUGGCGACGCUGCCCGGCGGGGCGCUGCGCCUCGCCUUCCCCGCCGUGCUCACGCCCCGCGUCCCCGCCGACGCCGCUGGCGCGGGCGGCCCCGCGGGCCUGUGCGACCGCAGGUCGGCCCUAUGCCCCACCAGCUGCUUCGGCGGCCCCGGCGCGCAGAGCCAGCCGGCGGCCGGCGCGCCGCCCCCGGGCGCCGACGUCCUCCGCGGGCCGCCCUGCAACCCCUUUCCCUACGAGUUCGCCUUCGAGCUGCUGGUGAAGGGCCCCUGCCUGCUGGCGGGCCUGGAGAGCCCGUCCCACGCGCUGCGGGCCGACGCCGACCCCGCGGCCAGCUCGGCCGCCACCGUGUGCGUCACCCUGGCCGAGCGGCACCGCUACGACCGGGACGUGGAGAUCGUCCUCUACCCCUGCGAGCCCCACACCCCCCACCUCGUCAUGGAGCCGGGCGCCAUGACGUACCAGGAGUACGAGGCCCACGUCCGGAGCCGCCGGGAUUACGCCCGGAUAGCCGGCAGGGACGGCGGCGGCCCGAGACAGGCGGCCUUCGUGCAGCGGCGCUUCCACAAGGACAUCUUCCGCAACCCCGUGCUGAUGCUGAACUUCUGCCCCGCCGCCGAGGCCGAGCCCGGCGGCCUGCAGAGCGUCACCCGCGAGGUCCUCUUCCUCCUCGGCCGCGGCGGCGGCACGAGCGGCCCCGACCUCGACAGGCUGAAGGAGGCCGUGCCGGUGGCGCUGAAGAGCCUCCCGUCGGGGACGCUGCUCAACGUGGCCGCCUUCGGCUCCGACGUGAAGCCGCUCUUCCCGGCCAGCCGGCUCUGCGGCAACGACACGCUGCGGCGAGCCUGCGAGCACCUCGGCGGGCUGCGGGCGGACGCGGGCGGCAGCGACCUCCUGGCGGCGCUGAGCUGGGCGCUGGCGCAGCCCCUGCAGCCCGGCUACCCCCGGCAGCUCUUCCUGCUCACCGCCGCCGCCGCCGCCGGGGACGCGGGCCGCAUCCUGCAGCUGGUGCGCCGGCAGGCCAGCACGCUCCGGUGCUUCAGCUUUGGCCUGGGCCCGCGGGCCUGCCGGCGGCUGCUGGCAGGCAUUUCCGAGGUGAGCCGGGGCCGCGCCGAGUUCCUCGGCCCGGCGGAGAGGCUGCAGCCCAAGCUGAUCAAGUCCCUGAAGAAGGCGAUGGAGCCGGCCGUGAGCGACAUCACCGUCGACUGGUACGUCCCCGACAGCCUGGAGGCUCUGCUCUCGCCCACCGAGAUCGCGGCGCUCUACCCCGGCGACCGGCUCAUCAGCUACUGCACCCUCUACAACGUGGCCCGCUUCCGCGACAGGCGCCCGCCGGGCCGGGCUCGCCGGGGCUCCCGGGGCUCGGCGGGCUCCGCGUUCCCCUCCCAGGAGGAGGCGUUGAGCCCGCAGGGCUCCCAGCCGCCGGCGGCCGGCGGGAGCCGCGAGCCGUCCCGAGCCGCCGCCGAGUCCCGCGAGGUCUCCCUGGAGCUCUCCGCCGGCGGCACGGAGGAGUCGGAGAGGAGCGCCGAGCCCGUUUCGGGGGGAGACAUCUGGAAGCGGAUCUACCAGGCGUCGUACAUCCAGGAGCAGUACGUGCUGACGCACUGCUCGGUGAGCACCGACCGCAGCCAGGGGCUGCUCUCCCGCAGCUCCACCAGCAGCGAGUCCACAGGCUCCCGCGAUGUGGCCCCCGACGGCGUCUCCCCGGCCCCUGCCUCCAGCGGCACCUCCCAGCAGGGCCAGAAGAGCGUGUCCAUCUGCGAGUCCUCCACCAAAUCGGCCCCGCUGCCCCAGGCGCCGGCCGGUAUCAAGGUGACGGCGGCCCUGAGUGCCGAGGAGCUGGCGCGGCGGAAGAAGGCGCUGGCGCGAGCUGCCCUGGCCGGCCGCAGCUUCUCCUCACCACAUGGAGAGCUGGACGCGCACCGGCUCUGCCAGGCCCUGGAGAAGGUGUCGCAGAAGAGGAACCAGUCGCUGGAGGGGAAGCUGGAUGAGCUGGGCCCCAAGAUGCAGCGGCUGCAGAGGAGCAUGGUGGAUUCAAACAACCUCCUCUCGCCCACCCACCUGGACUGGGACAUGCUGGUGGAGCCCUCCUACCUCUUCAGUGCGUCCCCGGCGUCCGAGGCGAGGGAGCUCAGCCAGGGUGACAGCAGCCCACCGCUGCGCUGCCAAGUGGUGAUCCACGGGCUGCAAGCGGGGAAGCCCGUGUCCUGGGAAGUCACGGCCUCGCUGGAAGCACUGUUCCGGCCCCGGGAUGGAAUGGACGAAGAGGAGCUCCCGCCGCGGGUUGGCAAGAUCUGGGACAAACCGCUGCACCGCUUGGCAGCCCGCUCCGUUGUCCGGGACCACGAGAACGCAGCGCAGCGGGAAGCGGAGCUGCAGCAGGGUUUCGCCCGAAGGUUUCGCCUCAAGGCCAUGCAAACCAGCAAAGCCUGCAACGUGCCUUCGCUCUACACCUGCGUGGUGCCCGUGGAUGGCGCCACCCAGGCAGCCCUGCCCGGCGCCCUGGAGGUGUGGAGCGCAGCCACCUCUGCCAGCCACCAGCGAGCAGGGAGCUGCCACCGCAGGAGUCACUCGGUGGGUUUGGGCCGGCAGCAGGAUACGGAGGAGCAGGAUGAGCCUCUCCUCGCCGCAGAGCAAGAUGAGAUCCCUGGGUCUCUGGCCAGCAUAUCCUCUGCGACCUCCAGCUGGGAAAAGCGGAACAGCCCUAAUGGGUCUCCAACCAGCCCUUCCACUGCCUCCACGGGCUCCCAGAAAUCCUCUGAGAGUGUUGCUGGCUCCAGGUUUAACCUGAGCAGACGCAGGGGGCCCAGCCUGGCACUGCGCCCGCACUGCCUCAGCCCGGAAAGCGAGUGCACGAGCAACAACGCGAGCCACGACUACCUCCCACUGGUGCAGCUGCAGCAAGCCCAGGGCCCCUUCCAGCUCACGGAGAGCUUCUCCGAAGUGGUGCAGAUCCCCUUGGACCGCCUGCGCCGCGCCUCUCCAUAUGCCUCCCACCGAGCCAGCCUCAGCCCUGCGUCCCCAGGGGCCAAGAGCAGCCCCGAGGCAGGGCCCUCCAUGGGAGGUGAGGAGCCAGCUGGCAUCCUGGAGCCCGGCUCACCCCAGUCCCACAGCACCUGCUCCGAGGUGCCCAGCGUGGCUGUGUGGGCGCAGGCGGACAGCGGGCACGGCUCUGAGUCAGACACCGGCCCCCACUCAGCUGCCCCCUCCGAGGCCAGCAUGAACUGGCAGGAUGUGGGGCUGGAGGACCUGGAAAGUGCCAGCUGGGCCACGGCAGUGGCCUUGGCAUGGCUGGAGCACCGCUGUGCUGGCCUCUUUGAGGAGUGGGAACUGGUGGCAGCCAAGGCGGAUGCAUGGCUGCAGGCCCAGCGGCUGCCCGAAGGGGUGGACGUGGGCUGCCUCAAAGGGGCGGCCAGGCACUUGUUCCUCCUGCUGCGUCACUGGGAUGAGAACAUCAAGCUGAAUAUGCUGUGCUACAACCCCAGCAACGUGUGAUGACUGGAAGACGGGGCCAA